Messenger RNA from Verticillium dahliae VdLs.17, 849 nucleotides. RefSeq names its product tetrahydroxynaphthalene reductase. The record is from RefSeq and is a predicted model, not a curated record. The transcript is spliced from 3 exons. Lineage: Eukaryota; Fungi; Ascomycota; Sordariomycetes; Glomerellales; Plectosphaerellaceae. Bases 1 to 849 code for a protein of 282 amino acids.
AUGGCUCUGCGCGAUUGGCAGUCUUGCGUCAACGUGCCUCUGCUGAACUGUCCGCUCAGUUGCGCCGUGCAACAAAGGCUUCAGCCGGCGUCGUGGUUUCACGGACGUCCGGCGGUGCCCCCACGCCGCGAGAUGGCCUUGGAGCUCGGCCGCCGUGGCGCCAAAGUCAUCGUGAACUACGCCAACUCCUCCGAGUCAGCCGAGGAGGUCGUAGCUGCCAUCAAGAAGUCCGGCUCCGACGCCGUCGCCAUCAAGGCCAACGUCUCCGUCGUGGACGAGAUUGUCUCCCUCUUCGAGCAGGGUGUGAAGGCCUGGGGCAAGCUCGACAUUGUCUGCUCGAACAGCGGCGUCGUUUCCUUCGGACACGUCAAGGACGUCACGCCCGAGGAGUUCGACCGUGUCUUCAACAUUAACACGAGGGGCCAGUUCUUCGUCGCCCGCGAGGCAUACAAGCACCUCGAGGAGGGAGGACGCCUGAUUCUCGUGGGUUCCAUCACCGGUCAGGCCAAGGCCGUGCCGAAACACGCCGUCUACUCGGGCUCCAAGGGUACUAUUGAGACAUUCGUCCGCUGCAUGGCCAUCGACUUUGGGGACAAGAAGAUUACGGUUAACGCCGUCGCGCCUGGAGGCAUCAAGACGGACAUGUACCAUGCCGUGUGCCGCGAAUACAUCCCUGGCGGGGCCACCCUUUCCGACGACGAAGUCGACGAGUACGCCGCCGGCUGGUCCCCAGUUCAUCGUGUCGGCCUGCCCAUCGAUAUUGCCCGCGUUGUUUGCUUCCUCGCCUCCCAGGACGGCGCAUGGAUCAAUGGCAAGGUCCUCGGUAUCGAUGGCGCCGCGUGCAUGUGA